GUUAUUGAUUGGAUAGGAGAUUUCGGCAGCGCUCGAACCGGUUCAAUUUGAAGCAGAUCAGCAACAAUUUUCAAAAGAGAAUUGUUUAGGCAGUGAAAAAGAGAAGACAUUGCCAGCCAGCACCAUGAGUAAUCUACCAAUCUCCGGUAACUUCUCCGACACCGAGGAUGACGUGGUCGAGGACGAGGAUGAGGAGUUGCGCUUCCAGGAGAGCAUCAAGAAGGACCUCUUCACCGAGUUCACCUCGGCCACACCCAUGAAGAUGGCCAGGGUGAGCGUCGCUCACGCCAGGGAACCCAUGAAGGUGUACCUCAGAGUCAGGCCAUUCACGAAUAUUGAGAUUCAAGACGGAGAGUCACAGGAGUGUAUGGACCAGGAGAACCGCACCACUCUCCUCAUGAGGGCACCCAAGAACAGCUUUGCCUUCAAGAGCAGUCAGCGAGGCUUCGGGGAGAUGAAUCACAAGUUCACCUUCUCCAACAUCUUCGACGAAGACACCAGUCAGAAGGUGUUCUUUGACGACACCAUGCUGGCCACGGUCAAGGACGUCAUUGACGGCCACAACUGCCUGGUGUUCACCUACGGCGUGACCAAUGCCGGCAAGACGUACACUAUUCAAGGUGUUCCACAAGAUGGAGGGAUUUUACCACGAUCCCUGGACGUGAUCUUCAACAGCAUAGAAAACAGACAGUACUUUUCAAACAGGGUGAAGCCACGCUACUUCUGUGAUGUGGUCAAACUCUCCGAGAAGCAGCAGAAGAAAGAAGAGGAUGUCAAGUCCAAGCUGCUUGCCCUGGGCAAUGUCCCUUCCACCGGUGCAGCAGAUCAGACGACGAUGUUAGAGGGUGAGAGCAUGAUGGAGGAUAGCCUGAACACGGACCUAUCGCGGGCUUCCUAUUCCGCCAGCAAUGACGACACACAGGACUCGUCCAAACUCUCAGAGAGUAAGAUGUCUACUACAAAAGACUUUGAGGCCUUGAGCAACCAGACAUUCCUAGACGAGGUCAACGCCCGCAUCCCGGACGACACCGUCGUCAACGUGGACGCGCAGGGACCCGUCAAGUUCAGCAUCUGGAUCUCCUUUGCCGAGAUCUACAACGAGUACAUGUACGACCUCCUGGAGCCGCUACCCAAGGAGAAGAAGAUCAGACGACAGGCCCUCAAGCUGGCUGAGGACAAGAACGGCAGCAUCUACAUCAAGGGACUGAAGCAGAUCCAAGUCAAUAAUGCAGAUGAGGCCUAUAGGGUUCUGAAGAUAGGUCAGAGAAACCUCAGCAUCGCAGCUACCAAACUCAAUCACUGCUCCAGUAGAAGUCACUGCAUCUUCAGCAUUAAGAUUUUAAGAGUUGUAGACGUUGAUGACCCUCAUGUUGCCAGAGUCAGCCACCUCUCAUUCUGUGAUCUUGCUGGAUCCGAGCGCUACACUCGUACCCAGAACACGGGAGACAGACUGAAGGAGGCCGGGAAUAUCAACACCUCCCUCUUGACCCUUGGAAAGUGCAUCCACGCUCUGCGGUACAACCAGAACCAUCCAAAGGUGCAUCCAAAGAUCAUCCCGUUUCGCGAGAGCAAACUGACUAGACUCUUCCAGAGUUUCUUCCUUGGCAAGGGCAAGGCUUCCAUGGUUGUCAAUGUCAACCAGUGUGCAUCGGGAUUCGAUGAAACCAUGCAUGUCCUCAAGUUCUCAGCUAUUGCCAAACAGGUAACGACCGUCACUUCAAAACUGGAUAACAAGUGGAAGGAACCUCCUGCUAAGAAAGCUAAACGGCCUCUACGGAACGUCUCCCUGGCUCUGAACCAGGCCCUGGACUGCAAGGUCAAAGGUCAAAGGCCGUCGGUGCCGUGGGCGACCCCUGGCACCAUCGCCCAGGUGAUGAAGGAGACCGGUCACGUGGCUUCCAUCGAGGAUACAGUUUUUGAGGAGGAUGAGGAGGAGGAGGAAGAGGAAGAGGAAGAGGAGGAUAGUGAAUCAGAUGUAGCCGACACUCCGGUAGCUAAGAAGAAUGAGAACACUUCCAAGAUCCAGAAAGAGCUAAUGGCCGUCAUUGACAUACUGAAGCAGAAGCUGGUGGAUGAGAAAUCUGAGAAGUUCUACCUGGAGACUAAGAUCAGGGAAGAGGUUUGCCAGGAGAUGGCUGAUCAGCUGGUAGAGAUUGAGCAAGACUACAAUGAACGGCUGGAGGAAGAUAAGCAACGAGCCGAGGAGGUUUACGAGAAGCGUCUGGAGAUCUACGCCAAGUCCGUCAAGAAGACGCGCAAGAGGGAGCGCAACGAUGGGGACGCGGCGUCUGAUGCGGCCGAGCAAGUUUCCAUCUCUCUUCUAGCCGCUGAGCAGAACAAAGUCAGGGAUCGCAAUGCACAGAUUGAAAAGCUGACUUCCGACCUGGAGUCAACUGAAAAUUCUCUGAGAGACUUUGAGGAUCGUAUGCACAAUGAAGCUACUGAGCUGAACAAAACAAUUGCUGAUCAGAAGAAAUGUAUUGCAGAGAAUGAAUCAAAGGUCAGCAGUCGCGAGAAGGAAUUUACGGAUAGUAAAGAGGCUCUGCAAAAUAUGAUUGAUGAAUUAAAAAGAACCAUCGUAGAACAGAAGCAUAGACUUGUAGAGCAAGAACGAGACAUCAAUUCACAUGAGAAGGAAGAGAUGGGAGAUAAAGAGUCCCUUCAAGAACAGAUUUCGGAAUUGAACAAGACCGUUGCCAAUCAGAAGAAAUGUCUUGAGGAGAAAGAGGCGUGGUUUAGCUGUCGAGAGAAGGAGCUAACGGAGAGUAAAGAUGCACUGCAAAAACAGGUUGAAGAACUGAGCCAAACAAUUAGCGAGGAGAGAGAGAAGGGAAGAGAGAUAAUGGAGAACAAUGAGACUAUUCUGGAACAGAUGGAAGAACUGAACCAAACCGGUAGAGAAAAUAAAGAGGCUUUCACACAGAUGGAGAAAAAAGUGAGCUCACGUGCAAAGGAAGAAAAGGAAGUCAAAGAGGCUCUCCAGAAACAGAUAUGUGAGCUGAAUCAAACAAUUGCAGAUCUAAAUGACUGUCUGAAUGAGAAGGAAUCAGAGAUCAGCUCUCAAGAGAAAGAGAUUUCAGACACCAACGAGACAGUGCAGAAGCAGAUUUGUGAGCUGAAUCAAUUAAUUGCAGAUCAAAAUAACUGUCUGAAGGAAGAAAAAACAAAGAUCGAUGCUCAAGAAAAAAGGAUUUCAGACAUCAAAGAAACAUUACAGAAACAGAUUGUGGACCUAACCCAAACCAUAAAAGAGCAGAAAGAGAAGCUUGUAGACAGGGAGACAGAAAUCAGUGCACAUGAGAAGGAGCAAGUGGAAGGAAAAGACUCUCUUCAAAAAGAGAUUUCUGAGCUGAAAAGAACAAUUGCUGAUCUAGAGAAAAGUCUAGAGGAGGAAGAGGCCAAGUCCAGCACUCAGGAGAAGCUGCGUUUAGAGAGUAAAGAGACGCUGCAAAAACAGAUUUCUGAGCUUGAAGGAACAAUUGAAGAUCAGAAGAAAUGUCUUGCAGAGAAUGAAGCAAAGUUCAAUGCUCAAAAGAAAGAACUUACGGACAGCAAAGAAUCCGUGCAAAAACAGAUUGAUGACUUAAACAAAAUUACUGUAGAACAGAAACAGAAGCUUGCAGAGAGGGAGACAGAAAUCAGCACACAUGAGAAGAAGCAAGUGGAAGGAAAAGAGGCUCUUCAAGAACAGAUCGAAGAGCUCAAGACUGUGGUCGAUGUACAAAAGGACCAACUCUGCAAGAAGACCGACAGGAUAGACACGCUCGAGAGAGAACUGGAAGUCAGGCAGAUCGUCCUCGCCGAGAAGGUUGGAGAAUUAACGACUGUAAUUGAGAACCAGCAAGCAGAGAUCAAGAAACAGGCAGAGGGUCUGGAACUGAAGACUAAACAGAUGCAAGAGAGCACCUCACUGCAACACAAAGAUCUGGAGGAGCAUGAUACUCUAGUGUCUGAUCUAGAAGAGCGUAUAGAGGUCUUAGCAGGAGCAGAGAAACAGCUUGCAGAUGCCAAGAAAGAGAUGGACGAGCAAGAGAUUCAGAUAGCUGACCUGUACAAGCAGCUUGAAGAGAGGGAGGCCAAGGUCAAGGAGACCGGGGAGACCAUGGCCGCCGAGCUCUGCGCCGAGAUCAAGAUGCACGAGGAGGCCCAGAAAGAAAUGAGGAAUUCCAUCCUCAAGAAGACACAGAAUGAAACGGAAGCAAAGAAACUGAUCGAGGACCAAGAGGCCUCCAAUGAAGAACUGAAAGCUAUUGUUGAGACCAAAGAGAGACAGAUUGAGGAACUGGAAGAAACACUCAGCUCUAGAGAUGAAGAGAUCAAAGAAAUGGAGGCAAAACUAGAAACAUCUUCCCGGAAAGCAUCAGUAGAGGAGUCCGAGACACAAACUGAGAUGGAGUAUUCCUCUGAGAACUUCACCUCCUCCUCCUCCUCCGAGGAGAGCGCUGGUCAGGAGCUAUCCCGCAAGAAGAUGUCGGGUAUGCCUUCCACCACCUCUCUGGCAUCCACCAUCUCCACCACCAGCACUGAGGAGGAUGAUGAUGAUAGUAUCAUUAUCAUCGAGCCGGAGGAUCAAGCUGGAUACAAGGCUGGUCGCCUCUCAAGAGUGGAGAUAGAUGCUACUCCUCUUCAGAAGAAGAACUCGCGCAAGGGACGGGCCGCCAAGAUCACAAAGACAUCACUGAGGUCGUCCAGGAAGAGGGGAGGAGGAGGAGACGAUGACCAGGAAGAGAGUUCCAAGAAACUGAGAGGAGACGAUGGAGUUGGGGUCAAGCCAAAGGGUCGUGCACGUCGUGCCACACGGGCAUCCAGUAAGACCAGUCUCAAUGAGGAGAUAGAGAACCAACCGGAGGAUGGGACAUCCCCUUCCGCGACUUCGCUCUCAGGUAGCAGUCAGAGGAGAGGCCCUCUGGCCAGGAUCAACGAAUACCUUCAGAACUCUCCCAUUGGAAAAUCUGUGUAUGAUACUGCCCCAUCAUCAUCAUUAGCAUGCACAUCCACGGGUGCGGCCAUUGGUGCUGCAUCCCCCUCCGCAGAGGUGACCCCAUCCUCGCCCCCGUCCCAUACCAACCUCAUGGUCAAAUCAUUAGCAUGCACAGUCAACCUCACUCCGUCCGUUAUCCUUCCAGCCAAACGCCUGGUAGACACGGCCACGGCUGCUGCCUCCCCCUCCUCCGCUGAGGUGGUGAAGCCCCCGUCCCCCUCCCCGCCCAAGGCCGUCGAGAUGGCCACCUUCGUCCCCUCCAUGGUGCCGGAGAGACAGAAGAGGAAGAGGAAGCUCUACAAGACCGAUAUUUCUGCACCGUUUGAGGCCUCCCCUCAUGAGAUGAUAAGCCGACAAUAUGUAGGCGAAGCCAAAUCUACGGAGGGCGCCGUUACAGUUAUCACACGAAAGCUGCGCUCUCGAGCCAAGAAAUACUGAAGAGUUUCCUGCCACGUAGCCGUGAAAAAAGCAUUGAAACUAAAUCCUGAAUGUGGAGAGGCCAACAUUUUUGUGAUCUAUGGAGUAUGGAAUGCUCUUUAUUUCAAGAAUAUGCAUGAUGCAAUGGGGUUACAGUUAGAUGUGACUUUGCUAAAACAAAUACAUAUGUCCUGAAAAAGAAAUUCAUCCUUCUUAUUUUCUUAAUUUUCAUCUAGUUAUCAAACCUUUUGCAUUUAUCUUACGGUACUGUACAAGAUGAAUGUGUCAUUUUGUACAUUGCAUUUUACGGCUGUACAGGAAUGUAAACUGGAAUGUUGCGAGGUUCCAAAUAUCGCCUUAAAAUUAUAUUUUUCUUUAAUUAUUGUUAUUUCAUGUACCGUAGGAAGUAUUUUUCAGCAUAUAAUUAUGGUUUUGCUUUUGUUUAACUUAGUCUGAAUGAAUAUUGCCCAUGUGACUCUCAAUACAUAUUGGAUUUGAUUCUCUUGUAAGUGCUGUUAUAUCAUGUCAUCAGUGUGGGAUCAAUUCAAAUUCAAGAAAGGGGAGAAGAGAAGAUUUUUUUUUUUUCAGGAAGAAAUUUCAUUUGCAACCAAAACUUUUUUCCAAAUUCAGUUUUACUCUGUAAACAAAAAUAGUGCCAUUUAAUUCAUAGUUAUUUCUGAACCGAAAAAUAUAUGUUGAGUUGGGAUCAAAACAUGCUUGUGGCAUGAAUGUUAAAACUAUACAUGUAUUUUGUAAAAGUAGAUGAAGACACUCUAAGAUUGUCAAAAAAAUACAAUCACAUUAUUUUAUUUGUGCCACAUUAUGCAUUUUACAACUAGAUGUGGUAUAUCUUCAUAUGCCAGAUAAAUGGAUAUUAACAGAGGGAAUAUUCAGUCCUUUAGAGUAUUAGGAACUCUCCCUGCUAAUGCUUUGCUGCAAGGCACUCAGCAAUAUCCAAUGAAGCCCAGGAAAUGUGUACCUUUAACUGUAUAUGAUGUGUAAA
Molecule: messenger RNA, 6401 nt
Organism: Strongylocentrotus purpuratus (purple sea urchin)
Lineage: Eukaryota; Metazoa; Echinodermata; Echinoidea; Camarodonta; Strongylocentrotidae
Product: kinesin-like protein KIF20B
Exons: 38
Coding region: 125-5419 (1764 amino acids)
Biological process (GO): microtubule-based movement; mitotic spindle assembly
Cellular component (GO): spindle microtubule; nucleus
Molecular function (GO): plus-end-directed microtubule motor activity; microtubule binding; ATP binding
Source: RefSeq, a predicted model, not a curated record